Molecule: messenger RNA, 2745 nt
Organism: Periconia digitata
Lineage: Eukaryota; Fungi; Ascomycota; Dothideomycetes; Pleosporales; Periconiaceae
Source: the annotation of a GenBank genome assembly
CUGAAUUCUUUUUUGUUUGUUUUUGGGGAUCUUUGGGGCUGAUUUGAGGAUGUGGUGAUGGUUGAGGUGAAGGGUGACGAAAUCGGGUCAGUAGGUGAUCACCAACCAUUUCACUUAUAUUCAUGUAUUUAAAUUUUUGCCGUCUAUUGCCUCGUGGUUCUUCUCGUAAACUGAGUGUUUUUCCAUGUCGACAUGCUUCUUGUGGGUGGUUUUCGGAUUUUUUUUUUUGGUUGCAAGUGCUAGUGAACGGGCCGAGGUGAAAUGAUCCACUUCUCCCGAAAAACACAAAACAGUGACGCUAGAAGCACCACAACCCAAUGGCCGUCUGGCUAAAUAAUCUGUUGUAAAUUCCGGUACUCAACACUCCAAUAACGGGCGUGAAAGUACAGCAAGCAACGUAGUUGAGACUUCUUUCAAACACCAUGUCGUGCAAUCAGGGAAUACCAUACAAGUAUAAUAAUCAUAGAGAGUGUCAUUAUUUACCAAGCUCAAGACUAUCCAUUUCACUGUGCUAUUCCAUGAAAAGCUUGGAAAGACGGCGUAACUACCUAUGUAUCUAGCCACCAUGUACACGGUCGGUUUCAAAUAGGUACCAAUUUUGAGCCGGAUCAACAUCAACACAAAUAUCUCUCCACCAACCAUCUAAACGUAUCCAGAAGGUCUUGCGCAAGCAGGCUCAUUAGGAUUGCUCGUAUGUACCAAUCAUGGAAUCUACUAAUAUCGGAAACCGCGGGUUGAGAGAGCACACUAAAGAUGAUCUGGUUGAUUCAGCUUAAAAAAUGAACAAGAACUCAAAGCGGCGAGCUCCUGGGAAGCGUCACAUCCAUGCACAUGUGGAUGUAUGCACGUAUGUGUCGCGUGUUAGUGGAGCUCCAAUGAGAAACCAUUCUUGUACGACGAAUUGAUGAAAAGCAGCUAAGGUAAUCUCUGAACGAAGAUCUGUUGCCGUGUACGCCGUUGUGAGGAUUGCACCAGGAGUCGUACCUAACUGCUGCAAUUGAAGUUAUGGGAACAGUGACCUGGAAGAUAUACAGGUACUGCAAAAUCGUGGGUCAAACGAUGGCAAGAACCAAUCGGCAAGCUUCUACAAGGAUUUUCUCUAAAACAAAUAAAAGUAACGCUGCACCUUUCUGGAUGGAUGACAAGAGCGUUAAGGUUGAUGGCUGCUGGGGUAUGAGUGGACCCUGAUGAAAGAAAAGGCUAGCCCGGAUAAAGGCUAGUUCUUCCGCGGCUUGGCAUAUGCGGUUACCGAACAUGUAUUCGCAACCUCAUUGAAAGCACCUGGCUGCCUGUCCAAGUGACCAAGUCUACUGCCUACAUCCCCGAUCUGCGCAUCAUGUUCCGAUAAGAGAUACGAUACAGAACCUCCGACAAUUAUUAUCUGCAGAAUAACAUCACACAAUGGCGUCAGCGGUCUUCUUCCUCGACCUCAAGGGCAAGACCCUUUUGGCGCGCAACUACCGGGGAGACAUUCCCAUGUCCGCAGUUGAAAAGUUUCCCGUACUGCUCAGCGAAGCCGAAGAAGAAAGCUCCGCCGUUCCCCCGUGCUUCUCCAACGAAGGCAUCAAUUACCUCUACAUCCGUCACAACAAUCUUUACCUUCUCGCUCUCACCAAACGAAAUACCAAUGCCGCCGAGAUCUUGCUGUUCCUGCACAAGGUGGUCGAAGUCUUCACCGAAUACUUCAAGGAGCUGGAGGAGGAGAGUAUCAGGGACAAUUUCGUCGUCAUCUACGAGCUUCUUGACGAGAUGAUGGAUUUUGGGUAUCCUCAGACAACAGAAAGCAAGAUUCUGCAAGAGUACAUCACCCAAGAAUCCCACAAGCUCGAGGUACAAGCACGACCCCCCAUCGCCGUCACAAACGCCGUCAGCUGGCGAAGCGAAGGUAUCCGCUACCGCAAGAACGAAGUUUUCCUCGAUGUUGUCGAAUCUCUCAAUCUUCUCGUGUCCGCAACUGGCAACGUGCUCCGGUCCGAAAUUCUCGGUGCUAUCAAAAUGAAGUGUUACUUAUCAGGUAUGCCCGAGCUACGACUUGGGUUGAAUGACAAAGCUAUGUUUGAGUCUACGGGACGUGCGACUAGAGGAAAGGCAGUGGAGAUGGAGGACGUGAAAUUCCACCAAUGCGUGCGAUUAUCGAGGUUCGAAAACGAUCGCACAAUCAGCUUCAUCCCGCCAGAUGGCGAAUUUGAGCUCAUGAGUUACCGUCUUAACACACAGGUGAAGCCCUUGAUUUGGGUGGAGUGCAUAGUAGAGAGCCAUUCAGGUAGCAGGAUAGAGUACAUGCUCAAGGCUAGAGCACAGUUUAAGCGACGAAGCACAGCGAACAAUGUUCAGAUCUCGAUACCCGUACCCGAAGACGCAGAUACUCCUCGCUUCCGCACUAAUAUUGGCACUGUACAUUAUGCACCUGAGACGUCAUCCAUUGUUUGGAAGAUCAAGCAGUUUGGAGGCGGCAAGGAAUUCUUGAUGCGCGCGGAGCUAGGUCUUCCCUCUGUACGCGGUGACGAUGAGAAGGGUGGUGGUAUGAUGGGUGGCUUUGGCGGUAGCAUGGGUGGUGUUGGUGACGGUAAAGGAAAGAGGCCGAUCAGUGUCAAGUUCGAAAUCCCGUACUUCACAACCAGUGGUAUUCAAGUGCGAUACCUCAAGAUCAUUGAGCCCAAGCUUCAAUACCCUUCAUUGCCAUGGGUGCGGUAUAUAACACAGUCAGGGGAUAUCGCGGUGCGGCUGCCCGAUGUGACGAAAUAG